ACAACUUUGGCUCUGAGUGAACCUACCUUCUACUAGUAUACUGCGUUUUAAAUGGUGGUAAAUGUUACCAGGAAAACGGAUGGAAGACACUCAACAGCUUUAACUAAACAGUGUUGGACAUUUAUAGACUUGUAACUUGUUUUGAAGUCCCUUUUUUAUCAGAUAUAGUGAUCCUACUAUAGUGUCAUGGCAGAAUCAACAGAAAAAAAGAAGAAAGUGCGCGAGCCUAAAGAAGUUGUUGUUGUAAAAAACACCUACGAUUAUCAAAGGAUGAAACUCGAUCGUCUCAUGAAAAAUCCUGAGAAGCCAGUACAAUUACCAGAAAGGCCAAAAGAGAGAAAAGCAGUACCAGAUACUCCUGACUUUGUACGAAAUGUUAUGGGGUCCAGUGCUGGCGCUGGAAGUGGUGAGUUUCAUGUUUAUCGUCACAUUCGGAGAAGAGAAUAUGCAAGGCAGAAGCAUAUUCAGAUCACGUCAGAAAAGGAUAAAAAAGAUGAAGAUUUCAGGUUAAAACUUGAAAACAAUCAAAGGCAAGCAGAGGAAAGAACUGCAAAGAAAAGAGCCAAGCGGCUAAAAAAAAAAGAACUUAUGAAAGCUAUUGGGAAGAAACAUAAAAAAGAUGCUAGUAAGCCAUCUCAACAGGAAACAAGCAGCAGUUCUGAUACAUCAGGUACUGAAGAAGAGCCUGAGGACAAAAAUUGUACUCCAGAUCCUACAAAUAAUCAAUAAUGGAAAGAAAGAUAACUGAUCAUUAAGACCCAACCUAAGACGCUGUGAAAUGUUUGAUUGUUUACUAGUUAAAUCUGUGUACAAACAGCUGACGCCACAAAUGCAUUGCUUAAUCGAUA
This is a messenger RNA of Daphnia magna, 848 nucleotides long. Its product is annotated as PRKR-interacting protein 1-like. Gene Ontology annotation, cellular component: nucleolus. Gene Ontology annotation, biological process: negative regulation of protein kinase activity. NCBI's taxonomy places the organism in Eukaryota, Metazoa, Arthropoda, Branchiopoda, Diplostraca, Daphniidae. The record is from RefSeq and is a predicted model, not a curated record. Gene Ontology annotation, molecular function: double-stranded RNA binding; protein kinase binding; protein kinase inhibitor activity.